AUGUCAGGAGGAUUUGACUUAGACAAAACAGGGCCCACACGAUGGUGGGUGCUGAUUUUUGUUGCUUUAUUAGCUCUUACAAACUCUGUUAUUUGCAACAAGGCAACCCAGUAUAAGCUUAUGGUUGGUCUCCAAGCUCCUCUGAAUGUUUCCUACCCUUUCAGUUUGCUAAGGUUGGGGUCUGCAAUGCAGAUUGCAAUAGACAAGAUUAAUGCAAAUCCAUCUCUGAGUGGAAAUUUCACAUUUGACUUUGUGUACAUGGACACAGACUGUAACGCAAAACUUUCACUUCAGGGAUUCAUCGAUCAAGUAAUGAACCAAAACGCAUCAGCUCUAUUUGGUCCACCUUGUCCUGAGGAGGCUGAAGUCACUGGGCUCAUAGCAUCCACAUGGAACAUUCCCAUGUUCAGCUUUGUUGGCCAUACACCAAAAAUGGAUAACAUUCUGGUGUAUGACACUUUUAUCAAAAUUGUACCUCCAAUUAAAAGGGUUGGGGAAAUCCUGCUUAAAACACUGGAAUUCUUUGGAUGGAAGUAUGUUGCUAUGAUCGGAGGAGGUGCGGAUACAAACACAUGGGACAGUGUUGAUGCUCUAUGGAAGUCUGUGGAAAAGCAGCUCAGAGCCAAAGUAACAGUGACAGCUGGUAUCAAGUUUGAUACCAGUGACCCAGAAUUGGCAAAGAGAAACUUGCAGAUUAUCUCUAAAGUUGCAAGAGUGGUGGUUGUGCUCGCUAAUUCUGAAGACACCACGUCUCUGAUGAUAGAAGCUCAGAAACAAGGCCUAAUGCAUGGAGAGUAUGUUUUCCUCCUGGUUCAGCAGUUUGAGGUCAGUGGCAAUGUGGACACCCUGUGGAAGUCUAUGGGUGAUGCAAAUAAAACAACAAUGCUGAAGGCUUUUGACAUGGUGUUUGUAUUAGCUCAAAAGUCCUAUGAAGGGUAUAACUACUAUGACUUCUUCGAACAGGUUUAUGAGAGAUUAAAAGGGGCACCUUUUUACAGCAACCUGUCGUCAGAAAAAGAGGUAAGCUCAUACGCUGCCUAUUUACAUGAUGCUGUUCUACUUUAUGCAAUGGGCCUUAAAGAAGCAUUUAAAAAUGUUAAAGACAUCCGGCACGGACGAGAGAUUCUCCAGAAGCUCAGGGACAGGACCAACAUUAGGUUUUACGGGGCUUCAGGUCUGGUUCACUUUGAUGAAUAUGGAGAGCGGGAAAUUGACUAUUCAGUAUAUGACCUACAACAAACAGAAUCGGCCACAAAAUUUGUCUCUGUUUUGGACUUUGACAGCCAUUCGAAAAUGAUCAAACCCACAUCAAGGUUUUCUAACAUUGCAUGGAAAAACGGAAAACCUCCACUAGAUAAUCUGGCCUGUGGUUUUGAUAAUGAGCUCUGUGAAUGGUUAGACAAUGAUAUAGCUCUGCUGGUUCUGCUGGUGGCUUUGCCUGUGUUAGGAGUGGCAGCAGUGGCUUUGAUCACUUUGUUGACUCUACAGAAGACCCGUCUACAGUCUCGUCUGGAUGAGUCCAACUGGUGGCUUAUCAACUACAACGAAAUAACUAUCCUCAGAGAGCCCAAAGUAACACAAACACUGUCUGUAAGCACAACACCAAGUAAAUGUGGAAGCAGUGGCUCUCAAUCCAUGCUCUCCUCAAAUAGCUGUAGUACUAGAGAAGCCAUCUACGCUACUAUUGGACUCUAUCAGGGCAACGAAGUGGGGAUAAAGUAUUUGAAAAACCAAAUCAUCACUGAUAUCAAGAAGCCAUCGAUCAUUGCAGAGUUCAACAUGGUGAAAGAAAUGAAACACGAGAACCUAGUACAGUUCAUCGGUCUGUGCAUCGAGCCACCAAAUGUCUGUAUCAUAAUGCAAUACUGCAAGAAAGGAAGCUUGAAGGAUGUUCUUGGGAACAGUGAAAUUGAUCUGGACUGGAUGUUCAAAUUGUCCUUUGCUUAUGACAUUGUUAAUGGCAUGGAGUACAUACAUAAGAGCAGUCUGAAGUCUCAUGGAAAUCUGAGGCCCAGUACGUGUCUGGUGGAUAGCAGGCUGCAGAUCAAACUCUCUGGCUUUGGCCUGUGGGAGUUCAAGCACGGUACCAAACACAAAAUGAUUCCAAUGGAAAAUCCAAAUUAUGAAGAGAUGUACUACACUGCUCCUGAGUUUUUGAGAGAGGUCUACUACCCUUUCAAUGGGACCCAGAAAGGAGACGUCUUUAGCUUUGCCAUAAUCAUGGGAGAGCUGAUACAAAGUACAGAGGUGGGCCCAUAUCAUGAUGUUCAUCUGGAACCAAAAGAGAUUAUCAAGCAGUUAAGGACUCCAAUAAGUGACGAGCCCCUUAGACCAACCUUGUCUGCUGACAUCUGUGAUGAACGUCUCAUCCCUUUGCUAAAAGCCUGCUGGAGUGAGAACCCAGACCACAGACCCCCAUUCAUCAGUAUCAGGAGACAACUACGUCAGGCAUGUCCUGAAAGCCAUGUUAACAUCCUAGACAACCUGGUGAGCAAACUGGAGAAAUAUGCCAAUCAUCUGGAAGAAGUCGUGAAAGAGAGAACCAAUCAGCUCACAGCAGAAAAGAGCAGAGCUGAUAAGCUUCUAUCUAGCAUGCUGCCAAAGUAUAUUGCUGAUCAAUUAAUGUCUGGAAAACCAGUGGAGCCCAAAAGUUAUGACAUGGUGACCAUUUUCUUCUCUGACAUUGUGGGUUUCACCACCAUGUGCUCCAUUAGCUCAGCUCUGGAGGUGGUCACCAUCCUCAAUGACCUCUACAGUCUUUUCGAUGAGAUCAUCAAGCUAUAUGAUGUCUACAAGGUGGAGACUAUAGGGGAUGCAUAUAUGGUGGCCAGUGGACUGCCUAUCAGUAACGGUACUCGUCAUGCUGAGGAGAUCUCAACUAUUGCACUCCACUUCCUAUCUGCCAUCAAAAGGUUCAAAAUUAGGCAUCUGCCUAAUGAAAAAUUGGCCUUACGGAUUGGGAUCAAUUCUGGCCCAGUGGUUGCUGGAGUUGUAGGCAGUACAAUGCCCCGAUACUGUUUAUUUGGCGAUACAGUGAACACAGCUUCUAGGAUGGAGAGCAACAGUCUUCCACUGAGAAUCCAAGUCUCCCAGAGCACUGCUGAUAUUCUCUUCAAGAUGGGAAAUUUUGAACUGGAGGAGAGGGGCGAUAUAGAAAUAAAGGGAAAGGGAAGACAGAAAACGUUCUGGUUGAUAAGCAAAUCUGGAUUCAGUUUUCCACCCAUUGGGCAGGACUGUGAUGCAAGUCCUAAGUAAGGAACAGAUCACAGUUAG
Messenger RNA from Carassius carassius (crucian carp), 3273 nucleotides. Its product is annotated as guanylate cyclase 2G-like. Gene Ontology annotation, biological process: receptor guanylyl cyclase signaling pathway; intracellular signal transduction; protein phosphorylation. NCBI's taxonomy places the organism in Eukaryota, Metazoa, Chordata, Actinopteri, Cypriniformes, Cyprinidae. Gene Ontology annotation, cellular component: membrane. The transcript has 21 exons. The record is from RefSeq and is a predicted model, not a curated record. Gene Ontology annotation, molecular function: protein kinase activity; peptide receptor activity; guanylate cyclase activity.